Messenger RNA from Eimeria tenella, 93 nucleotides. RefSeq lists its product as uncharacterized. The record is from RefSeq and is a predicted model, not a curated record. NCBI's taxonomy places the organism in Eukaryota, Apicomplexa, Conoidasida, Eucoccidiorida, Eimeriidae. The annotation marks the transcript as partial. The transcript has a single exon.
AUGGCAUUACCAUCCGGAGGCCCCCCAGGCUGGGCAUCAGCUCCGGAGACCCUCUGGCUGUUCACAUUCUCAAGACCAAGACCUUCAACCUCA